Messenger RNA from Uloborus diversus, 987 nucleotides. Its product is annotated as tyrosine-protein kinase transmembrane receptor ROR2-like. The transcript has 5 exons. Gene Ontology annotation, molecular function: protein binding. The record is from RefSeq and is a predicted model, not a curated record. The coding region runs from base 1 to 987 and encodes 328 amino acids. NCBI's taxonomy places the organism in Eukaryota, Metazoa, Arthropoda, Arachnida, Araneae, Uloboridae.
AUGUUUUUCGCCCUUGAGGAAUUGGCAGAUUUUGAUUGUUUUGCUAAGUUGACAUUACCCGAGUUCGAGCAGAAUGAUUUGGGAAAAUGUCAACAUUACAGAGGAGUUGCUUGCUCUCAGCUUAUUGGAAACAAGACAGUAUAUGUCAAAGAACCCAUGAGUUUGAACAAAAUGGAAGAAAAAUUAGCGGCUAUCUUUACAAUACUAGCAACCGGAAAGGUAAUGAGUCCUGAGUGUCACAAGUAUGCCGUACCCUUCUUUUGCUAUGUUAUGUUUCCACCAUGCGACGAUACCAUACCAUAUCCAGUUCCUAAACACAUUUGUAAAGAUGACUGCGACUUACUAGAAGCAUCUACUUGUAAAAUAGAAAUGGCAUCGGCGAGAAAACAUCCGUUGUUGGUCAAUCAGGAUUUGGUUCCAGAAUGCGAAGAACUUCCAUCGCUCAAUCAGAAGGAGAGAGCAGGCGCAUUUAUAGCUAACAAGGAUGGACAGGGAGGCUGCAUCAGUUUGAAUGUUCCGAAAGUUGUUCACGUUGAUCAUGAUGUCAAUUGCUAUGAAGGCAGAGGGGAAAAAUACAUCGGUCCUGUGUCCCACACCGUCUCCUCACACGAAUGUUUGAGCUGGAGACCCGUUCCUGACUUCGAAGAGCUGACGAGUGGACACAACUUUUGUCGGAAUCCGGGAGGUCGUGAAACUCAACCUUGGUGCUACAUAUCGGAUCCUCACAUGAGAAGAGAAGUCUGCGAUAUCCCCAAAUGUGGUAAGAAGAAUUCGUUCCAGUUUGGAGAUUUCAAUCUGAUUAUGCCUGGUUGUACAUCUUCCUUCCUUCCUUGGUUGCUGCAAUCCUUAUGUUCAUGCUUCUUGUACUUUGGUGUAAAAAGCAAAGAAGAAAAACGUGUGCCUCCAAGUUAUCUCCGCACAGCACUUCAGCUCAACUUAUACCAACCCAUCAUCAAACCAAUAACCACCCUCAUCCUCAGCAGAUAG